AUUCUAGUCGUGGGUGUCGCUCUGUGCAGUCCUCGCGUGUGCCGCCGAACUUAGUGCGCCGUUUGUGAGUGCUUUAGUUCCCGCUCGAGUAUAAGUGUGACGGAGAACCCGGUGACCUGCCGCGGAGGAUGUUAACAGCUCACGGUAGCAGCUGUUGAUGUCCGUAGUAGCAGCCAGCCCAUAGGCCACUUUUGUUCUUACCCCAGCUCCAUAUACCCCCUCCAAGAUUGCUGCCACGAUGGGUCGGAAGAAAAUACAAAUAUCCCGGAUCACGGACGAACGGAAUCGGCAGGUGACGUUCAACAAACGUAAAUUCGGUGUUAUGAAGAAGGCCUAUGAAUUGAGCGUGCUAUGCGACUGUGAGAUUGCCCUUAUCAUCUUCAGCUCGAAUAACAAAUUGUACCAAUACGCUAGCACGGACAUGGAUAAAGUUCUUCUUAAAUACACUGAAUACAACGAGCCUCAUGAAUCGCUGACCAACCGCAACAUCAUCGAGGCCCUAACGAAGAAAGAGCAUAAGAACGGAGUGAUGUCGCCCGAUAGCCCUGAAGCCGAACCGGAAUACAACCUGACGCCGAGGACCGAAGCCAAAUACUCUAAGAUCGAUGAGGAAUUCCAAAUGAUGAUGCAAAGAAACCAAUUGAACGGAAGCCGCGUCGGCGUCGGGGUGACCGGAAGCAACUAUAACCUUCCAGUCAGCGUCCCCGUCGGCGGUUAUGAUCAGUCAAUGUUACAAGCUAGUCCACAAAUGCAUACCUCUAUAAGUCCACGGCCUUCUUCAUCGGAAACUGAUUCAGUAUAUCCAAGCGGCGGAAUGCUCGAGAUGUCAAAUGGCUACCCGGGUUCAGGGUCCCCCCUGGGCGCGGCGUGCACGCCGUCCCCAUCGCCGGGGCCGGCGCCGUCCCCGCACCGCCACCCGCACAAGUCCCACGCCCACGCCCCGCCGCCACACCACUCGCCCCGGAAUAACAAUCUACGCAUCGUCCUACCCAGCUCGAUGCCGCCACCACAAGACGACUUAUCUUACACUGGAGAGACACCGCUAAGCUACUCAGGAAUCGGAAACUUUGGACCACAGGACUUCAGCAUGACCUCGGACAUGGGAAUAGGAUUAUCAUGGGGCGCCCACCAGCUGCAGACGUUACAGCACAACAGGUACAUUAACAGCCUGCCGGUGCUGGGCGGAGGGGGCACGCCGCCGCCGGCCGCGUCGCCGGGCAACGUGAAGAUCAAGGCCGAGCCCGUGUCCCCGCCCCGCGCCCCCGACCACCUGCACCGCGCGCCGCCGCCCGCGCAGCAGCCGCAGCCCCAGCCCGCACACCUCGCCGCCGUCAUCGAUGGUUCAGUGACAUCGAGUAACAUGGGCUCGCCGGCAGGCCAGGACAUGAGGCACUCGAGCGCAGUGCCACUCGACUACGAGCAGCCCCACACGAAGCGGCAACGGAUCGAGGGCUGGGCCACAUAGCUAGGCUACGAGGCCUUCGGCUCAUACCCGAGGCCCCUCCACCCGCACUGCUAAGUCCAGCCCGGGUGCCCCGCGCCCCCCGCGCCCCGCCACCCGCGUCCGCCGCCACUACCGAGCCUUGUCCCUCGUCAUCAUCCGACCGCGCCGACAGUGCUCUAGACCAAGUCUGAAAAUGAAAGGUGCAUCGAUAUCGAGGUGCUCGGUCGGCACGGUCGAAGCGGAACGCGAACAGUUCUUCGAGCGGAGAGACGGACGGAGGCCCGGGCGGUUCCAGAAGCGUCGACGUUUUCGUCCUGUCGCCGUUUCCCACUAGAGAUGUUAUCGAAGUCAACACUACCCUUCUAUUAUACGUAACGAUGUUAUUGUAAUUGCACAUUGUGAAUACACCGUAAGAUUAAAUGUUUAAGGUAAGUAAAAUUUAAUGCGCUCCUCUGAUUUUUGUAACGUAACUAAGUAUAGAUAGUGUUCCGGUCCCUCUGUAAAUAGACAAAAUUAAAUGUGCAAUCCGUGCCAUUGUCCGUUUAGCUUAACGUUUAGUCGAGGUGAUAGGUGAUAUUGUAUAAGUGUGUACCGAUACACCGCUAGCGGAGGAGAUGACCGAUGUGGGCGGCGCUGCGGUCGCCCGGGCGGCGGAGUUGUGCUAAGAACUGACUAUUUGAGUGUGAAUAGUGCGUCGAGAACUAAGAAGCGACUGUUGACUUCUAACGUUAGUGUUCUAAAAAGUUUUUGUGCCAUUUUAAAAAUAUUAUAAUAGUGUGACAUCCGAACUUGAAUCUUUAUAAAUUUAGUGAGCGUAGUGUCAUCACACAAGUUAAUAAAUCUAUGUAUUGUAAAAUCUACUUUAUCUAUUGACAUAUUUAUACAUGAGAAUCAUAUGAUAUUUACAUGAUAUGUAUACACGUCCCGUUAGGAACGAAUGUUAUGUAUGUAAGUAGGUAAUGUUAGCUAGAGUUGAGUAUAUAAAAAAGUACCACACGAAGCUUUAAAAUUUCUUAUGAUAACACUCGCACUCUAAGCAGUCUGUAAGUUAAUGAUCACAUUGAUUGUAUAGUAAUGGAUUAAAAAAAAAAGCAGACAAAAGUAUUUUUCACCUAGACCCUAAGGAAAGAAACAUUUAGGUACAUAUGUAAAUGUAAUUCUUGAUAAUCUUGAUGUCUAGUUUGUUACAGUACGGACAGAUGACACGUCGAACAAUGAAUACUUUAUUUAAACAGAUCUGCAAUUGCAUAUAAAUAUAUGAACAAGCCUUCUAGCUGAUAUAUUUAAAUAUAUACGUGCGUACAUAUGUAUGUAUGACUAUUGAUCGACGACGUCAACGGUUAUAUUUUUUUUACAUAGUGAAUAUACGUUAAUUUGCAAACCGAACCGUCGAGUCAAUUUCAGUAAUAACCGUACCAUUCGUACUUGUAUUUGUUAAAUACUGUGUAUCUAGUUGGUGUAGUGGAUUAUAUGAACGAUGCUUGUUGUUAGUAAAAUUUUAUUAUUUUGUUAGUGUGAUCUGAAGAAGUUUCAUGCAUUUUAUUUCUUGUUAGGAGUAGUUGUUAUAGUAAUGAACAAUAUCGAUUACCUACGUGUAAACAAAGUCAGCUUUAAAUGCACAUACUUACAAAAGAAAUGUAAUUUAUUAUAAUGAAUAUUGUACCUAUUUUGGUAUAGCACUAUUUCACAAUCCGCCCUAUUUUUAGAUGAUAUUGUCCAAGGAAUUAACGAUGAGAUGUAUAGUUGAUGGAUUAACGUAUUCUGUAAUUGUUAUCUGUGUAACCGCGUGUGACCCCACGUACAUACGUAUAUCUAUCUGUAUGUCGGUAGUUCUAUGCCCUUAAGUACCCAGCAUCGUUUCCGUUCUGUUUGCCAGCUCACUGUAAACUAUAUCAUGUUGUCUACUUUAUUUUACUCUAUCCACUCAUAUCGUCUCACUGUAGAUGCCUUACUCACAGUGCCUAAAUGUACCAUUUUGUACCAAAUUUUGUAUGAUACGAUAGCAAUUUUGCUUUUAUAUAUUUUCACACCCUAAUAACUUUAAGACUUUGAGAAACGUGAAUGUGCCGUGACCGUAGAUAGCUGAUAAUGUAUAUUGACACUAAAUAUUAUUGAAUUUGUAUCCAUAUGAUGUUACUGUAGCUAGGGGCUAUCUACGGUCGAUGCGAUUUGGCGCUACAUCACGUUUCGGAAACAGUUAAACUGUUUAUAAAAUAACUUGUGAUUGUAACAAUAUUAUUGUAUUAAUUAAUUAGUAUACAUAAAUAUAUUUGCAAAAAUCCCUUAGAAUAAAUCCUUCAAAUCACAGUAACAAAAUGUUGAUGUAGUGUUUGUUGAAUUUGUACAGGGAAUUACCAGUUUUGAUGUUCAAAAGUCUGAACGAGUAAGAAAUGUAUUUUCGCAUUGUAAAAUAAGUACACGAUUAGUAUGUAAACGAAUUAAUAUUUUAAUACCGAAGCAUAAUGAAUGUUGACCCAUUUUAGGGAACUAUGAAAUUCAUGUAAGUACACCUUUAAUGUUAGCAUAAUUGUUAAUGUGGUAUAAUAACGUACCUACACUGUUGAAGUCCUUGUAUUAUGAGAUUCUACUGUUACGUUAUCUGAAAUGGUUUUCGGUCGUUCGUUCCUAAAAGUUCCUUUUGUCUGGAAUCGUCGGUGUGCUUUCGAAUUAGAAUUUGCUCAAUUGUGUUCGUUUGACGAUAAACCCACAUAUGCAUCACAAUUAUAGUUAUAUGUACUCUAUAAGCCAUUCGAUAUAACCAUUCAAACGGCAAACGUACUAGUGAUUUCUAAUUCACAAUAUUUAUUUGAAUUGUACAAUGUUUAUCGUCGUUACCUACAUACCUAUCACAAAUUGCACCAAUGGAUGGUCACUAUAAACACUUAUAACCAACGGUGUUGUAAAUCAUUAAUUGCACAAAAUUAACGUACGAAAUGGGAGCGUAUUGAAAUUUGUAUAAGAGAAACAAGUUGUCGGUAAUUGAUCGAAUAAUACGCGUAUUUGUCGCGUGACGACGUUACUUACAUAUUAAAAUAUUACCUUGUAUAAAAUAAUCAACAGUAAGCUGGUAUUGGGAGCAUUAUUUCCGUGGUUGUGAGUAUUACUAUCGGGAAUGAGUUCACUUUUUAAUUAAAUAAAUAUUGUAUAAUAUUAAUAUUCAUUUUGAACGCACAACUGUGUAGUUGUGUGUCUUGUAAAAAGAGUUUGCUUGGUUUGUUUUUAGAUGUACCUACUUUUGUAUAUGUUUUACCCUUAUUUAUAAGCUGUGCAUCAAUAGCAAACAGUUUUAAUUCAGUUAAAUUAUUACCUAUAGGAUGAGUAACUCGUUGCAUUUAAUGGAAAAUUUAGUCAUAAGUAUGAAAUGCACGAAAUCAUAUAUUGAUUUCGCCACCGUAGAUAUUAAUGUAUGCUAUGUUCCCACGUCUCUCUUUGCUAUUGUUUCACAGCAAGUUAUAAACGACCCAAAAUAGAUGAUAGGAACAUAAUACAUAUCCUUAAUGAAUACUCAAGUCGAUUUCACAUAAUUUUCUCUCGUAACAUCAGUUGUGCAAUACAUAAAUAACAAAAUGCUUAGGUAGGUAUUAGGUAUAUUUUCGUUUGAAUUUACAAAUAAUGCAAAAUCUGUUGUAUUUUAUCGAUAUUUUUACUGACAGUGAGGGAGAUGUCACAGUUAGAUGGCGCCUCUCACGAAUUAAGUCAUAAUGUAUAAUUAUUUUCUAAGAAAAGGCCGGGCCAAAUAUUGCAUUAAUUUAGGUCUCGCGGCGCCUGUGUUUCUGUGUCGAGGCAGCCAAUUCUGCCCUGUGUAUAAAAUGUACGAUGAAUGAAACAUCUCAGUGGCUGAAUGAAAUAUUAAUGUUUAUCGACAGUGUUAGAAAAAUUGUUAUAAAUUAUUUUGAUGACUGUUCGAAGGAUAAUAAAGAGUUGGAUGUC
Diatraea saccharalis (sugarcane borer) is the source of this 5374-nucleotide messenger RNA. The record is from the annotation of a GenBank genome assembly. Lineage: Eukaryota; Metazoa; Arthropoda; Insecta; Lepidoptera; Crambidae.